AAGUUUGUUUGGAUUUUUAUUUUAGUUGUGUACGUCCGUCCAUUAGUCUGAAUUUGGAUCCGAAAUCUAACUUUUAUUGUCUUUUCUGUCGUGUUAGUCGUCUUUUAGAUUGUAUUAUGUGGAAAAUUCUUUGAUGUCUUUUGAAUGCUUGCGAUUGAAGAAUAUAAUUAUUUGGAAAUAAAUAUUUUUUCUGGGGGCUUAAGCCCAUAGUUUUAUGUGUGAAAGUUUUGAAAUAAUUUAACCUCAAACUACAUUUUCAAGCUAUGACCAGCAUAACGUCUCCAUCCGUUGAACUAAGUUCUUAUAGAGAUCAACACUUUAAGGGGUCAAGGGGUGAACAAGAGCGUUUGCUGCGUGUCUCAACCACCUUGUAUGUGGGCAACUUGUCAUUUUAUACAACAGAGGAGCAAAUCUAUGAGUUAUUCUCAAAAUGUGGAGAUAUCAAACGGAUUGUUAUGGGACUAGACAAGUACAAGAAAACCCCUUGUGGUUUCUGUUUUGUAGAGUACUACACAAGAGCAGAUGCAGAGAACUGCAUGAGGUAUGUGAAUGGGACAAGGCUAGAUGACCGCAUUGUAAGGACAGAUUGGGAUGCAGGCUUUAUUGAAGGCCGACAAUAUGGGCGAGGAAAGACUGGUGGACAGGUGCGUGAUGAGUACCGUACAGACUUUGAUGGAGGUCGAGGCGGGUAUGGGAAGAUAAUUCAACAAAAAGUUGGAACUCCAGACGCCGGAGUAUUUCGCUGAGUCUUUUUCUACUUGACACCAACUUAGGUUAAAGAAUAAAGUGUAUUUUGUCAAUACAAUGUCGUCAUAAGAUUAAGUGUAAUUUUAUUCAUUACUGUGAAUUAUAAAUCUUAUUUUAUA
Molecule: messenger RNA, 866 nt
Organism: Homalodisca vitripennis (glassy-winged sharpshooter)
Lineage: Eukaryota; Metazoa; Arthropoda; Insecta; Hemiptera; Cicadellidae
Gene: Cbp20
Product: nuclear cap-binding protein subunit 2
Exons: 4
Coding region: 264-746 (160 amino acids)
Biological process (GO): mRNA cis splicing, via spliceosome
Cellular component (GO): nuclear cap binding complex
Molecular function (GO): RNA cap binding
Source: RefSeq, a predicted model, not a curated record